UUGAAGCAUAAAAAGUUGCUAAGUGGACGGUUGUCUGCGGGAGUAAUAUUCUGCUAUACUUUUUUUCGAUUUGCUGGCAUUAAUCGUUGUUUUCAUUCUUACUCUGCUGCUCUCUGUUCACAUUUGAAGUCCCUUUUUCCGAUUCACUUGCUCUCGAAUGGACUCUUCUGCCCUUAAACUAAUACAAAUGUCCUCAGUCCUUCAGCUUCAGUUCCUUCCCUCUGUGCCCUCCUCUCGCGAAUCCUGCCUAAAGUCCCCCAGCCAAUAGGAAGCCAGAUAUGAUGCUGACUAAUGUUCUUGUCACAACCUUUAACCGACUCCCAUCGGUAAAGGUUUAGCGGUGGUGGCAGCAUCGUUAUGUGGGCGAUUUUUCUCAACAGCAGGAACUUGGAGACUAGUCAGGACAGGGGGGAAGAUUAAUAUAGCAAUGCACAGAGAUGAUAACACUAACCCUGGAUGAAAACUUGCUCCCGAGUGACCGAGGGCGUUUUCUGAUGGCUCAGCAGGUGACGGCGGGCCGGCGCUACCUGCGAGCAUUUGUCAGUGGAUUCUUCGUUGCCGUUCCUGUCACCGUUACCUUUCUCGAUCGACUGGCUUAUGUGGCCCGAGUAGAAGGUGCGUCGAUGCAGCCAUUCCUGAACCCUGAAGGAGAAUCAAAGUGUGAUGUUGUCCUGCUAAACCGCUGGAGUGUGAGAAAUUACCAAGUCCAAAGAGGCGACAUCGUCUCUGUGGUGUCCCCCAGAAAUCCCAAGCAGAAGAUCAUCAAGCGUGUUAUAGGUCUGGAGGGAGACUUCAUCAGGACUCUAGGCUACAAGAAUCGGUUUGUUCGAAUUCCCGAUGGUCACUUCUGGAUCGAGGGGGAUCACCAUGGACACAGUUUGGACAGCAACAGCUUUGGACCAGUCUCCGUAGGACUUCUGCAUGGCCGAGCCUCUUACAUCAUAUGGCCACCAAAUCGCUGGCAGCGAAUCAGGGCGUCCUUGCCUUUGGACAGAGGACCACUGGACAAUGAGGAGGAUUGAAAAAACACAAAACCAGAACACCUACUCACACAGCAGCUCCUGUUUCCUCUGAGAUGUUUCUGAAUUUCUAAGAACUGUUUGUGCGUAUUUGUGUGAUACGACUUAAGCUCGACAGGAAACCAAACCCCAACUUUUUCUAUUUAUUUGACUUUUAUUAACUAAAGACAUACUUGAGUUGAAUCCCUGAUAGAGGAUGUCAUCAGGCUGCAUUAGGACCUCCAUGUUCUGGGUUUGGGACACAGUGGACAUCUAACAACAGUAGGCUUCUAGUGCGUCCUACAAAACAAACAACCCAGUUCCAUUUAAAACUUCAUAACUUCUGUUGUUCAACUUGAGAAAUGUAACAGAUAAGAAGAAACAAAAUGCUUCAGUCUUCUGAAUAAUAAACCUUUUAAAAUGUG
Nothobranchius furzeri (turquoise killifish) is the source of this 1423-nucleotide messenger RNA. RefSeq names its product inner mitochondrial membrane peptidase subunit 2 (gene immp2l). Gene Ontology annotation, cellular component: membrane; mitochondrial inner membrane peptidase complex. The record is from RefSeq and is a predicted model, not a curated record. NCBI's taxonomy places the organism in Eukaryota, Metazoa, Chordata, Actinopteri, Cyprinodontiformes, Nothobranchiidae. Gene Ontology annotation, molecular function: serine-type endopeptidase activity.